AUAAUUUAUUUUUGUCGUUAGUUUGUGUUUCAUAUCACAUAAUCUUCUGAAAUUCCCAGCAAUUCAUAGCAUGCUUUCCUGAACCAUUUAUUUCCCAGUUACUUGCUUCUGGGUGUGUGAUUGAAUGCCCAAUUUGUAGUAUCGUUUUUUGAAUGUUGUUGCGAGCUGCCAUUGAACAUUUGAACUCCUAGAAAGGUAUCAUGCCAGAUCCUUUACUUCACUCAUUUCAUCUUUGUGGAUGCAAUGUAGAAGUCGUUUUUAGUGGAAAUGAUAGAAGGAUAUAGUUUCACAGGUCAAUAUCUAAAAAUUCCCUGUUGCCUGCAUUUCUUUUCUUCAACACCAUGGCAAAAACAGUCGCUACUAUUGCUGUUAUAACGCAACAAACAUUGUUGUCGUGAAGCUUUGCUAACCCUGAUUGAUUGGCUCUAUUAAUCAUCGGUUGGAAAAGUUUCAUCACAUCUAAUCCAUGUCAUGAACAAAUCAUUUUUUUUUUGAAGAAAGUAAAACAAUGAAAACGAUCAGUCAACUCGAUGAGAAAGUGUGUGAUUUUAUAUCAAUUUGUAUAGAUCAGGACAAGGGGUUUCAAAAGGUAAGUUCAUUGUUUUUCAAGUAUGGCAUGCCAUUUAAGCCAAAGUAAUGAAGAAGUAUUAUAUACCUAAAAUAAUGGUAUAACACAUUGGUUUUGAAAGUUCAUUGUUAAUGUCAAAUUUUUAGUAUGAACGGAAUGAGUUAAAGAAGUAAAAGUUCAUUCACCAAAUAUAUGCUAUUUGAUGUGUUUCUGCUAACAGUUUGUCAUUCUGAAUAUGUUUUUGCUAACAGUGCUUUGUGAAUGGCAUCUGAUGCGUCAGAGAGCAUUGGGCAAAAGCCAAAGAUACAGAUAUAUUCGACACCAAAUAAUGAAGUCACCCCCUUCUGGAAAGAGAAAUAUGAAAGGGAUGCUAAGAAAUAUUGGGAUGUCUUCUACAAACGUCAUCAGGAUCGGUUCUUUAAGGAUCGACAUUACUUGGAUAAAGAAUGGGGGCACUAUUUCUCUGAAGCAGAGGAAAAGGUUGUUCUAGAGGUUGGAUGUGGAGCUGGAAACACCAUCUUUCCUUUAGCUGCUACCUACCCUGGUAUAUUUAUCCAUGCUUGUGACUUCUCACCUCGUGCGGUUGACUUGGUUAAGGCACAUAAAGACUUUGAAGAGGCUAAGAUAAAUGCAUUUGCAUGUGAUCUGACCAGUGAUGACCUGAUCAAGCAUAUACCUCCAUCCUCAGUUGACAUUGUAACAAUGAUAUUCGUCUUAUCCGCAGUAUCGCCUGAGAAGAUGCCUCUGGUACUGCAGAACAUCAGAAAGAUUAUGAAGCCAAAUGCUUACGUAUUAUUCCGUGACUAUGCGACAGGAGAUCUUGCUCAGGAAAGGCUUACUUGCAAGGAUCAGAAGCUCAGCGAAAACUUUUUUGUCAGAGGUGACGGAACUCGUGCAUUCUACUUCUCUGAGGAAUUCUUGACAAGUUUAUUUCAACAAAAUGGGUUCAGCACUGAAGAAUGUGGUGUGUGUUGCAAACAAGUAGAAAAUCGUUCACGUGAGAUAGUAAUGAACCGGCGUUGGGUCCAAGCUGCUUUUUGUCUUGACGGUGGCAAUGGUGAUAUCCAUGAAAAAAUCUCAAAGAAGCCUGAAGACGGACCUGAUAUCGACAUAUCUGAAGGAUUUGCUUUUGAAAUGUUUGGCAUCUCUGCAUCAAACGACGAGAUAAUGGAAUACAAGUUAGGAGACUGGAACUUUAAAAUCAAAAUGCUAUCGAAAGAGUUCCAGCACACCUGCAAAUCUACAGGUUUGAUGCUAUGGGAAUCAGCUCAACUCAUGGCCUCUGUUCUUGCUUCAAACCAAACCAUCAUUUCAGGGAAAAAGGUUCUGGAGCUAGGAUCAGGCUCCGGAGGAAUCUGCUCAAUGAUCGCCACCGAAACGGCUAACCUUGUGGUCCCCACAGACGGAGACGAGAAAGCACUGGAGCUUCUUCGCGAAAACGUCGCUUCAAAUCUUGAAGAAUCUUCACGGGAAAAGCUACAUAUCAAGAAACUAACAUGGGGUAACAAAGAAGAUAUAGAAUCCGUCAAGAAAUUGGUAACUGGCGAAAAGGGUUUCGAUGUUAUUAUUGGAACAGAUGUAACUUACGUUGCCGAAGCGAUAAUACCAUUGUUUCAAACUGCAAGAGAGUUGAUUUCUACAGAUGGAGGAGGUAACGAAGAGGAAUCGACACCAGCACUCAUAUUAUGCCAUAUUUUUCGUAGAGUUGAUGAAGCAUCCAUACUUUCGGCUGCAUCUUGUUUUGGUUUUCGGCUGGUUGAUCAAUGGCCAAACGCUGUGUCCGAAAGCCCGUCACGGAGCAUCAUUAGCAGUUGGUUUGAGGGUAGAAUCAGUGAAGGGGACAUUGAAAAUCCAGCAUUGAACAUUAUGUACUUCCAUGCCAAGUAAGUGAUCUUGCCUUUUUAUCUUUCUCAAGCCUUCUUAAAAAGUUUGAGAAAUAUGGUAGAAUUUCUAUUCGUAAGCCGGGAGUCUUUUGGAAAACAGUAUUUUUCUAGUCUUUUAAGACGGGUAAUGUCCGGUUUUUUCAUCCGCGUAUGUUGUUUUGUAUCGGUACCGAGCUGUAUUCAUACUGGAUUAUUGUUAUACGAAAGGAUCCUAUA
Molecule: messenger RNA, 2667 nt
Organism: Cynara cardunculus var. scolymus (artichoke)
Lineage: Eukaryota; Viridiplantae; Streptophyta; Magnoliopsida; Asterales; Asteraceae
Exons: 12
Coding region: 830-2455 (541 amino acids)
Source: RefSeq, a predicted model, not a curated record